UGAUCAAUAUCUUUCGUUUUAAACAUUGAAAGAUAAGAUAAUUUAUCAAUAUAACUGCCAAUUGUAAUAUAUCACACAAUGAGCGGGACGAAAAUUCCAUUCUUAAGUUUUCGUUGUUUUGUCCAUGGAAAAUAUGCAGCAAACUGAAGAAAUAGAUAUGUCUACAUUCUGGAGUUCGAAUGAAGAAGUGCCUGUGUCCCAACAACCAACAAUAGACAGAGAAGAAGAAAGGCGCACCAGACUUCUACUACCCAUUUCAACUAUUGACUGGCAGUCCACGAAUUCAACACAUAUUCUUCCGUUAUCAGGACUAGAUUUCUUAACUGAUGUAGAAAGUCUAAUUAUUCAACAAAGUAUUGAAUUACUUGAUGUUGUUUCAGAUAUACCAUCUGAAAACAGAUUCACUGUGAAAGUUCCUAGAGGUGAAACCAUAUAUUAUGCUACAGAAUCCUCAACUUCAUUUCACCGAAAUCUUUUUGGAACAAGUAGAGCCUUCAAAAUGGAAUUACAUGAUGUAACACAACAAUUAGCUUUGACUUUAAAAAGAAACUUGGCUUGUGGUUCUUGUUGUACAUGUUGGGUGCAUCUACAACUAAUUGAAGUUUAUGAUGGGAAUGGGCAGUUUUUAGGAUCUACAGAACAAAAGGCUCAUUGCACCAAACCUUAUUUUGCUGUGAGGGACAAAUUUAACAACACAGUUUAUCGAAUUCUUGGACCUACUAAGAUACUGUGUUGUAACCCUGAAUACCUCAAUUAUCAGAUUUUCUCUGAUAAUGGAUCAACGCAAGUAGGAAGUAUUGUUCAUCAAUGGGAUGCACUGAAAGUUUCAUAUAAUACAAUUUUGCAAUUCCCCAACAGAAGACUUAAUAAUUAUUUGAAAGCUACCCUACUUGGUGCUGCAUUUUUAAUGGAAUAUAUGUACUUUCAAAGAAGCAGGAGUUGCUUUAAAUGUAUAUGCUAAAUUGAUUUCAAGAGUCAAAUAAUAUUAUAUUCUGCUCCUCAUUAUGGAAUUUUUGGCACAUAAAAUUGAUAUUAUUAAUGAAUACACAAUUGUUUAUUUGGGACAAAAAAUGUUGUUUGCAGUUCCAGUUCUAGUCUUCCAUUUCAAAGAAAUUGUACUAAUGGCAAGGGCGUAGAUCUUUUUCUUGGGGGGGUAAUCGAAAAAAAAAAUUCGGCGACAUUGUUUACCCCCAGUACCCUCCCAUUUCUACGCCCUUGUAAUCAAAUCAGAUCUCUUUUUAACCAGUUGAGUCUUCCAUUUCUAAAAAAUUGUACUAAUGGAAAUAAUGUAGAAUAUAUAAUUGGUAUAAAUUUUAUUUCAUUACUUACAUAAUACUCCAAUAAAAGAUUUAUGGAAUGUAA
Harmonia axyridis is the source of this 1362-nucleotide messenger RNA. RefSeq names its product phospholipid scramblase 2-like. Gene Ontology annotation, biological process: plasma membrane phospholipid scrambling. The record is from RefSeq and is a predicted model, not a curated record. Gene Ontology annotation, molecular function: phospholipid scramblase activity. The transcript has 6 exons. NCBI's taxonomy places the organism in Eukaryota, Metazoa, Arthropoda, Insecta, Coleoptera, Coccinellidae. Gene Ontology annotation, cellular component: plasma membrane. The coding region runs from base 125 to 961 and encodes 278 amino acids.